AAAGGGAAGACGCAAAGUGAUGACUGACCUCCAUAUCCGCUUGCAUGUUAUUGUUUGCGAUCACGCUGUAAGAAAAUCGGGUCACGCCAAAAUAGAAAGCAUAUAAAUUCCUUCGUCGUCUCUGGAUAUGCGCUUUUAAUGAAGAUUCUUACUUCACUUGCCAACAGCCAGCUGGACAGAUGCAGUUUGACACCAUUGCAUCUCCAUUCAACGUGACCGUCAAGUGAAAGUCAAGCUGCCAUGUCCAGACGAGGCAGAAACAGCGGCGCUUGGCGAUAUGUUUGGGGUGGAAUACGUCGAGAUGCUGAUGCAAGAGCGCUUGUCUUGGCCUCGGAAAGUGAUGGAUGGGGCUAUGAACGCCUGGAGUACAGCGAUUCGGAUUCGGAGGCCGACUACUCGGCGGUGAUGGUCCCUCCAGUGCCCAGCGCUGUGCCUGUGACGGGAGAGUCUUACUGUGGCUGCGACUACCAAGCCGAGACUAUCCAUCAUCGGCGAGGUUUUUACCAAGUCAAAGACUGUCACUGUGGAGAGGAUGAUCAAGAUUUUGACUGGGUUUGGGAUGCCGGCAGCCGAUCAACAGCAACGUUACUGAGCUGCGACAAUCGCGAAGUCAACUUUCACUCCGAGUACAGCUGCGGCACGGCUGCAAUUCGGGGUUCCAAGGAGCUCGCGGAAGGGCAGCACUUUUGGGAAAUCAAGAUGACGUCCCCCGUUUAUGGAACAGACAUGAUGGUUGGAAUCGGUACUUCUGAUGUCAACCUCGACAAAUACAGGCAUUCGUUCUGCAGCCUUUUGGGGAAGGAUGUGGACAGCUGGGGUUUGUCUUACACUGGCUUGUUGCAUCAUAAAGGAGACAAGAUGAACUUCUCCUCUCGGUUUGGCCAGGGCUCCAUUAUUGGGGUUCAUCUGGACACGUGGCACGGCACGCUUACAUUCUUUAAAAAUCGCAAGUGCAUAGGUGUUGCUGCCACAGAUCUCCACAACAAAAGGUUUUACCCGAUGGCGUGCUCCACAGCAGCCAAAAGCAGCAUGAAGGUGAUCCGAUCCUGCUCUGCGCCCACCUCCCUUUUAUACCUGUGCUGCGCUCGCCUUCGCCAGCUCCUGCCGGACUGUACAGACGCCCUGGACGUCUUACCCCUUCCCCCGGGGCUUCGUCACCUGCUGCACAACAAGCUGGGUUGGCUGCUCAAUAUCCACGGCGGCGGCGCAGACGAAACCGCAGACACCCCCGAACGUUCCCCGUGCUUGCCCGUCCCUCCCUCGGCCGGCCCGUCGUCCUCUGAGAGCGACUCGGAAGGUUGUACGUCCGACCCCGAGGCCUGCCAGAGGAAGAGGUGCCGCUGGACUUGACUAGCGGCGUGAAACGUAACCAGAGGGGAACGGUCUUCUCAUGCCAUCACUCACACGGUAUCCAAAGCAGGACUACUGUAGCAAAAGACGUCAACUGUAGAUAUCUCUUGCCAUUUGUGAACAGGGAUUUGGUUUUAAUAUGAGGACGUAUUGUCGAGUGUAACACUGAAGUCUCAAACAUGGCGAUAUUUUGGUGGCCAUUUUGACGUGUGUCGCUCGGAAUAAGCCAUGCAGCUAUCUUUUUUGUGUGGUAUGCAAAUAGUGCAUAUUCUUAAACUCAAUGCAAUCAUUUUAUCAAAAUAAUCAUCUAUCUUGCCGUCUGGAAAUUUGGUUAUAUUAUUGGUCAAAUUAAGAAUAACUUUUGAGUGCACUUCGUUUAAAUGUUCCAAAUGAAGGACCAACAUAUUUAUUACUCUGGUCAUAAGUGUUACAAUCAUCUACCUUUAUUUACUGUUGCAUCUUGUUGACAACUUUUUAAUUUUUUUCUAUACACCUUAGUCACCCUUUUAACACUUAGGUCAUUUUUUCUAUAAACCUCUAAAAGGUAGAAUAUUCUGUCACUUAAGGUUCUCAUGUUUAUGAACUAGAAACACUCCAUUUUUUAAAAUUGUGAAAUAGUUUGCAAAAAACAUUUAAAACCGAAAACUCAUGCACAUGCCUCAAGACCAUCAUGACAAUGUUUUUGUCCUUUUUGAAUAAAGUUGAAUUGUCUGUUACAAUGCAACAAGAGUUGGCAAUAGUACCGGAACGCCUGUUUCCACUGUUUGCUAAAUGACUAUUUCCCCCUGCAGAUCUGAUAGGUGUAACUUGCUGUUAUUUUUGUGGUCUUUAACUCUAUUUGUCUUUUACUGAUGCAUCCAUGCACUUACUAUUGUGUAAUUUGAUAAUUAAAAACAAGGAAGAAACGUACCAUUCUUACUUAACUAUUAAGAUAUUUGAAGGUCUUUCACUUGCCUUUUUUCAUCAGCAUGAUUUUCAGAUGAAAAUAAAGUG
This is a messenger RNA of Syngnathus acus (greater pipefish), 2343 nucleotides long. It is a transcript of the gene spsb3a, whose product is annotated as splA/ryanodine receptor domain and SOCS box containing 3a. Gene Ontology annotation, cellular component: SCF ubiquitin ligase complex. NCBI's taxonomy places the organism in Eukaryota, Metazoa, Chordata, Actinopteri, Syngnathiformes, Syngnathidae. The transcript has 7 exons. The record is from RefSeq and is a predicted model, not a curated record. Gene Ontology annotation, molecular function: protein binding. The coding region runs from base 241 to 1350 and encodes 369 amino acids. Gene Ontology annotation, biological process: proteasome-mediated ubiquitin-dependent protein catabolic process.